Molecule: messenger RNA, 32742 nt
Organism: Porites lobata
Lineage: Eukaryota; Metazoa; Cnidaria; Anthozoa; Scleractinia; Poritidae
Source: the annotation of a GenBank genome assembly
UAUCAAAUUGAUGAUGACGGUGAUAGUGAUGGUGAUAAUGAUGAUACUGUUGAUGAUGAUAGUGAUAAUGAUGAUGAUGAUAGUGAUAGAGAUGUUGAUGUUGCUGAUGAUGUUGAUGAUGAUCGUGAUGGUGAUGAUGAUGAUGAUGAUGAUGGUGAUGAUGAUGAUGAUGAUAGCGACGGUAAUGAUGAUUGAUAUUGAUGAUUAUACUGAUCACACACGAUAGUGCUGCAUGAGGUAGACUUUUCCUAGCUAAAGCUUUAACUGAAAUCUGAAAUGGUAUUCUUCUCACCUCAGAUAAACGGGAGACGAGUCAAUCGGACCAGUACUAGUGAUAGUAAAAGUAAAUUGACCAGCUCCUUGAUCUUCACUUCCUACUACUUGUGAUGGUACUUGAAACUCGUAUAGGGCACCUAAUAAUAACAAUGAUAAUAAUAAUAAUAAUAAUAAUUACAUAUUGAUAACUAUAUUCCGUUGCCAAAAAAUAGCGGUUGCCCAUAAGGACACCUACCUAAAAGACCUAACUAAAAUACUAGGUAACGUAUAUAGAAAUAAUUAAGUUAGAAUAUUUAUAAAACUAUGCAAUAAAUAAAACUCAUGGAAAAUACAAUAACGAAGCACGUGGAAAGGGAAAAAGAAAAUACAAAACAAAACAGAGAAUUGGUUAUCAAGUUACAACCCCAGCCGGGAAUUUCGACUUUGCAGCGACCUUGAAACCGCUUUGAUUGAGACGCCGAAAUUUUCAAGUACCCUAUUAUAACAUCUUUUCCAAAAAAUAAAAUGAAAAUGAACAGUUCCUCCUUUCGAAUCUAGUUCGGCUUAAAUUAAGAUCUCCCCGUUUAAAUAAUUGGGUCGGCCUUAAUCGAAUUAGGUUAGGCUCAUAAAAAAUUCCUACCCACCGAAGCAUUCAAAAUUGGUAACAUUUAAAAUGUUAAAAACCCUUAUAUCAAUGGUAUAGGGCUACUAUCUUCCUUCCAUCUUCCAUAGGUCUCAUAGGGCAUUCGUACUAGUGACUCGACCCUACUCUUGACAUCGGGAGUAAAGGGCCUUGUCAUUCAGCAUCGGCUAUGUGUCGAGUUCACUCGCUCCCUUUUGUAAAACUAUUCAUGUCGCUGGAAGUUAAACAGACCCUUUCUACAUCUGAUCUUACAAGUCAUACCUAUAUGAUUCUCUCUCAGUCCGCAAGCUGUUUUCAACUUAACUUAUCUGUGUUAAUUCACUGCGUUUGAUUAAUCGAGUGGUAAACCAGAGGCUCGCUAGCAUUUUCCUUCACGGCUAGAAACUUUCGGCCAGUCGUUUAAAAGGAGUUUAACCCGUGUUUAACAAAACCGCGUUCUAAGCCAUUUUCAAUUUUGCCCAACGCUUUUAUGUAAUUUUGAUUAUGUUGUCACCCUAGCUUUCUAACAUCUAUAAUUGUUCCAUUAACACCGGAUUGAAAAGCUGUUAAAGGACCUAAAUGCUUAUAAGUCUCCAGGGCCUGACGGUUUGUCUCCGGGGUUCUAUUAGAAUGUGAAUCGGUUCUAUCUCCAUCUAUAUGUGCAUUACAAUCUAUAAGUCCUUCGCGCUUGGCCAAUUGCCUAGCAAGUGGAAACGCGCUGACAUAACACCUUUCUUCAAAAUAGGCACUGAAAACUUGCAGAAACAGUUAGCGUUAGAUUCUAUUAACUUCAAUUGUGUAUACAUAUAUCAUCUUCCUAACUAAUAACUAAAGCACUACAACUAAGAAAUAUAAAAAUGAAAAUACUAUAAUCGAAAGGGGUGAACAUCACACUGAAAAAAUGUAGUCGGAGAUGAUGGCUUUAAAUUUUGCAGUUGAAUUCAUUGUUAAAUAAUCAGAUGGCAGGCUAUUCCAGUCAAUGAUAGUUCUCGGCCAGAAGCUGUAUUUGUACAGUGUCCCAGGAUGGCUGUAGUGGAAUAAAUUUCAGUGGAUGAGAUGCUCUGGUUUUUAGGAAAGACUGAUGUUGUACAUAGCAGGGGAUAUCAAUAGCGGCCUGGCUGGUAACACAUUUGUACAUCAGUGUCAGUCUAGCUACUUGUCUUCUUUUUUCGAGAGUUGGCCAAUAUAGUUGCUUUAGGGCGUUGGUUACGCAUCCCUCCUCCCUCGUGUAAGUUCUUGUUACGAUGCGUGCUGCCUGUGCUAGACCUGUUCGAGCCAUGAUUUCUGGUAUGUUCUAUACGGAUCCCACUGGCAGUACAACCAUAUUCCAACGUUGAUCUCUUGUAGGCCUGAUCUUUAACCUUCUGUGGGCAAUGAUGCAAGUUCCUCUUGACAAAGCCAAGUGUCUAAUUGGCUUUGUUUGUAAUGUUCAGGAUAUGUGGCUUCCAUGCAUGUGUAGGUCCUCUGACAGAGAACCUCCGAGGUAAGGGUAGUGGUCUACAGUCUGUAGGGUAUGGCCAGGCAUAGUGUAUGGGUGUAUAAAAGGACACUUGGUUCUGCAAACGGGUAGAACGUAAAACUUUGAAUGCUCAGGGGCACCCAACGAGAAUAUAGUUCAAAACCACUUAAACAUAGCAUGGCUAAACGUAUUUUAGUAUUUAAACGAUAGAUAUAGGCAUAUUUUUAUCCCCUAAAAAUUAUUCCAUGUCAGCCCGCUUGUAGAGAUAAACAUUCCUUUUAGGGUUAGCUGGUGGAUUUGCUCUGAUAUUGAUAUCACAGAUAACAGCAUCAUAGUCACUCAUGCUCGGGACUAUGUAGACGUUACUGAUCAACAAGAUCUGGGUGGGAUGAGAAAAGCAGGUCAAGAAUGUUUCCCUGUUGAGUUGGUUCCGUUACCAUUUGAGUAAGGUUGAAAUCCCUUGCACAGGGCCACCCAACGAGAAUAUAGUUCAAAACCACGAAAACAUAGCAUUGUUAAACGUAUUUUAGUUUUUAAACACUAGAUAUAGGCAUAUUUUUAUCCCCUAAAAAUUUUUCAUCUGUUCGGAUUUCCUAGCUAUAGCUGAAAGUCUAGUGAUGCGAAAAUUAUAGGGAUCAAAACUUAACUUUUCGAAAAUUUCAGCCACAAAAAAGGCUCCCGAAAAUUCUAGGUGACCUUUUAACGGUAAAAAUCCGUUGAAAAUGGGCAAUUAUACCAUUUUUUAGAUGUUCGAAAAUCCUAGGAGAUAGGUAGGUAGGUAGAUUCUUUAUUUAAAACUCGGUAAAAUCUUCAGUAAUAAUAGAGUAAAAAUCUAAUUACAAUUAAUUAGACUAAAAACUAUCGACAUACUGUUUUACAAGACAUGCCGAGUGAGAGUCCGACGACUCAAAUAGAUGAUUGAUUUUCUCUUUAAAUUUCCUGACUGAUUUAAUUUCUCUCACAUUUUCGGGUAAAGAGUUCCACAACAAAGCACCGCUGUAACUGAAACUUCGUUUCAAGUAGUUAGUACGCGGCCUGGACAACGUCAAUUUAUGAAAGGAAUUGCGCAAAUCAUAGUCUGUCCUUCGUUCGUGAAAUAGGUUCUGCAAGUACACUGGAGCUUGUUCAUUUAGAGAUUUAAACAUCAUUAUUGCUUUAUGCUUCUUUCUCCUUAUAACUAAUUUGUCCCAUUUGAGUAUAUCAAGAAGCAGGCUCGAGCUAGUCACAUAGAAGAGGCAGGCAAGCAACAAAUUUUACAACAAAUGUUCCGAAAAAUUCUAGAUCUCAAAUCGUCUUCCGAACAGAUAUUUCCUGAAAAUUGUCGUUGGGUGCCCCUGUUUGCAAUGUCGAUCAUUUUCCAAUUGAUAGCGGCAGUAAACUAGCAGAAGAAAUAGUUAACAGCAGAAUUAUGGAUUUUUGGGGCGAAGCCAAUGUUAUACUCUUCAAUCCGAAACAAUUUGCGUACAUGAAAAAGGGUCGUUCAACGGUUACACAGCUGUUAUCCUGUUUUAACGACUUGGCAAAAUCUCGCAACAAGAGAAAUCCAACAAACGUAAUUGUCUUAGACUUUCUCCAAAGCGUUCGACAGUCUUCGACAUACGUCGAUCUGCUUCAUAGGCUAUUGAUGGCCCUCUUCUCAAUUAAUGGCUUUCGGAGCUUUUUACAGUCAGUCGCAACGUGUUGUUAAUUGCGCCGCAAUUAUUCGUCAUGCCGACUCAGGUAAAAUCAGGCGUACCUCAGGGAAUAAUUUUAGGGCCCAUCUUGUUCAUAAUGUACGUCAACGAUAUAUUCAUUGGAGUUUCGGCUUCCACCGUGAACUGAAUUGUAAUCUAUUGUACGUAGACGACAAAAAAUCUGUAGAGAGUUAGAGAGCAUUCCUGAUGAUGCAUGUGCUACAAUCUGAGUUGUUUCGACUUACAAAAACCUACAGAAUGGUGCAAAACCUGAAUGACAGUUGAAGUUUAACCCCCGGAUAAAUUUGAAACAAUGAGAAUAAGUCACAAACAAGAUAAGUCGAAAGGGAGCUAUGCACUCCUUAUCUAAAUGGUGAAAGUGUAAAGAGCGUGAAAAAUAUCAAAAGAUCUCGGUAUUACAAUAUCGUGCAAUCUCUCAUGGAGCGAUCAUAUUCACGAAGUCGUCAACAAAGCUAACAGAGUCCUUGGGGUGACUAAGCGCGUGCUUGGGUCUAAAACCAGUGUAACAAACAGAAUUCUCUUUGCUAUACAAAUAUCUAGUAAGACCGAUCCUGGAGUAUGCUGUUCCAGUGUGGUGCUCUUUCCUACUCAAGGACAUAGUUUUGCUAGAAAACUGAAGUCCAGAGGAGAGCGUCGAGACUGGCCCUCGGCCAAAAGAGGGGCGAAAUGGAAUACGAGGGAUGUUGUGCCAUUUUAAAACGGUCCCCAUUGGAGAAACGAAGAUUGUAUUUUUCUCUGAUGGAGUGUUAUAAAUGUAUAUUUUCUUUAAAUAACUUCUCUAAUUUCAAGACUAUUUUCAGUUAGCUUCCAAAAGAACAAGGAGCAACCAUAGUUACAAGCUAAGAUUUCAAAGCAUCUAGUUUAAACUGUUGCAAAUAUUCAUUUUUGGUUAGAAUUGUGAAAGAAUGGAACGAUUUACCGUAGUGGGUUGUCGGGGCGUAUGACGAGUGCCAAGUGUAAAUUGUUGUAUUUGUUAUUAAGAUUAACGUUACGUAAUGUGGCGAUGUGAAUAUUUAAGUAGGUUAUAUAAGUUGCUGCCUGAUUUAUUAACGUGAGCAUAUUUCCCUCAUGCAGUAGUCUCCCACAAGUGUUUCAGGGCGAGAAAUCUUGCAUGUUUUAAGCGUUCUUUAGGUUCAUUUUUAAAUAUCUCGUAGUAGAAUGUAUUUUUUUAUUAUUAUUUCCUUAUUGGUUUUGUUUUUAAUUACCCUUUUUGAAUAAACGUAUAGCUACGUAUGUAUCUAAACACCACUUAUCGUGAACAAUUUCGAUAAAGCAUAAAUCGUAGAAUGGAGAAGCACUUAUUUUCUUAGAUUAACCCACUAAUAAACAGAUCUGGAGGUCCAAUGAUUUCUUAAACCGCGGCCUAAGUUAGACCCUCUGACGGUCAUGGUCCCUUGAUCUUUUGUUUUGUUUUUGUUUUUGCUUUUGUUCUAGAGUUUAUAGUCAGGAAGAAAAAAAAAGAAAACGAAACAAAGGCACAGUGGUCCCGUACCCCUAGUGGACAUUUCGUGACUGUUGUGCGAACUGACAGUCGCGCGCGCUCGUCUGUGACAUGGCCAGUCCGAAGCAUUAAGAUGGAUUGAUGGAUAUUAGCGUUCGAAAUUAACUUUGAAUCACUUUUCUCGAAGUGUUAAUUAGCGCCUACUAAAGUUCACGAAAAAUUUACGUCUAAAAAUUCCUCAAAAUGCUCAUGGUAAGUAAUACCCCAUAUUUGGGCAGUGACGUCAAGGUCUUGAAUUUGUUUACUCCUCGUGUUUCGAGGCCAGGUGAGCCAGUGUGUAACUGUUGGUUGUGAAUUGGUUGUGGAGUAUGGAUUACGUUGUCUUAAUUUGUUGAGUUGUUGCUCAGGACCUGACAAGUUAGCAAGCUUACGAUGUUUAAUUUGAAAGGGCUAUUAGUGCCCUGUCCUGCAUUAUAAAUUGGCAGGUUUUAAAGCAGCAACUGAUCAAGGAAUAAGGUUGUACGCUUUGAAAAUUUUGGCAGAACCAGUUUUCGCAGCUCCAUUUAAAUGGAGCCAGCCCUCAACUCCCGUGUGGAAUGCAACGUAUCUUUGUGCCAUUUCAAGAGACUCUUUAACAUCCGCUCUUCAGUUUAGAUCUUUUUUCUUUUAUGCAUAUUUAUAUUUUUAUACCUCCUCAUGAAUACUUGGCCUCAUUCUUAGGUUUGUCACACGUUUUACUUUACAUCAAUUUUUAACUAUUUAAAUAUAACUCCACGCGGAGUAUUUUUGUUACUCCUGAUGAUGCCUUUGAUCGGUGAAAGACCGCAAUUCAACCUCACUCGAACAUUAUUCUACUUUCUACCGUUUAUAGUUUUCAUACAAUGGAAUUUACCAUAAAACCUAAGAGCUAUUAAAACUUGCUCCAAUUUGCCAACAAAGCUUCAAGCCAUUUUUUUGUUAAAUAAAAGAGAAGACUUAGAAAUGUGCCUUAGUUGUUGUUUCAAUCUUGGGUCAAAUCAAGAGAGAAUUAGAUCAUUCUCUAUUGGUCAAAUUUAUUAUCCAUCCUUGCAGUCUGCAGCGAAAUCAAUGUUAAACCUCUAAAAUUAUGUAGUUAAUCGCGAAGAAUCACAUUCCACAUUACUGUUGAACGAAUUCGCCUCGCUGGCACUUCAAUGCCGCAAGGUACCCAUAGUUAUCUCUAUUUUUUGUUCACACCUCUCGUUCCCGUAUCCCCUCUCCUUGUGGGAGGUGGUAUCUCGCGCGCGCACUUGCGUUUCUCGCUCUCUCAGCGCCACCAUUGCUCAGCACUCCUAGGAGUCUAAACUUUGAAUCUACGGAUCCAAAGCAAGUCAGGUUAACGUUCCUAAGCCUCCUUCAGUGUUCGUGAUAGUGGGUUAAGCUUAUUCUUGAAAACAAACAGACGAGUGGCUAUUGAUAGAUAUUAAAUAAAUAUCACAAAAUAUUAUUGAAAGAAGCCUCGUUCAAAAUUGUUAAAAAACCGCCAUAUUGCAAACGUCUAGACUGGCUUCUUACACGCAAGUGUGUUUAGAAAUAAAAAAUCUUGCCGUAAAACAUUGCGAAAGAAUUACGUAAUUUCCUACUCACCGAAGCAUUCAAAUUGUUAACAUUUGAAGAAUGUUGUUGUGCACCGUUAAAAAAAAAACUUUUAAAUAUAACUGUACCAAUGAUAUGGCACUAGCAUCUUACUCCCAUCUGCCUCUUCCUUUUCAGUGCACUGACACCGUACUCGUGACUGCCCUAAUCUUGACAUGGGGAGGAAAAGGUCACGUUAUUCAGCAUCGGUCAUGUGUCGACUUCUCUCACUAGCUACUGUUACUUGAAGUUUCAGACCCCUUCUGCUCUUCUAGCGAGAAAUCACAGUAAGCACUCGUUCUCUUAACCCCCUUUCCUUGACAUCGGGAGAUAAGAGUCGUGUUAUUCAGUAUCGGUUCAGUAUGUGUCGAGUUGUCUCGCUCUAUUUUGUCAGCACAGUACAGUGCGACCCUUUCUACAUCUCCUCUUACAAGUCACACGUUUCCCUGAAUUCUGUCAAUCCGCAAGCUGUUUGCAACUUAACUUAUCUCAUAUGUCAAUUCACUUCGUUUGAUUAUCGACUGGUACAUUUUCAGCCAUGCAAUGAAUAGUUAACUUAAAGAAUUAGAAAUUCUGAACCAGAUACUUUCAUAGAGGAAUUAUUGAUCACUAAUUGUUAAGCAACUACUUCACUGCUUACCUUGUGUAUUGCAAAGGUACAUGGCAAACACCUGAAUUAGAAGUAACUUCAAUGAAGAACACUUUCCCACUUGCAUGGUGAAAUUAAUCUGUAGAACUCUUAACUCAGUUCAGUUGUGAGAUGAAACUGUCAAGGUGAUUGCAGUACAACAUGAACAACCUCCAGGUCAGUGCCGGUCAUACAUCGAUUUUGGGUCGGGGUCCUUUGCUCUUUUGUUUUGUUUCUCUUUUUUAAGUUUACAAGUAGGUCGAAAACAUAGAAAAGAAACAAAAGGACAGUGGACCCCGACCCAUACACCUACCCAGAGUCGGAAUUUCAUGACUGUUGCGACACAGCUAAAAGGGUUCGCAAUUAAUUAACUCGAACUAACGUAGUACUUGGCGCUACUAAUUAUAGUUCAAGUCUAAAAAUUCCUCAAAAUUUUCUUAGUAGACGACUGAAGACAAGAGGGAAUGAGCUCUUGCUGAAGAUUAUUAUCAACCAAACUGUCCGUUGUGAAAAUGGAUCGAAUUUAUUAGGGUUUCAUUAGAUUAAUUAAGUUCAGAACCCUGGUGAGGGGCUGAGGGCUCCUACAUGAAAAGGGGCGGGGAAACUUGGCCUCCUGUUUAGGGGUGUAAAUUACAAAUUUUGGUGUUACCCAGGAUGUUCAGAACACAGGUAACCCAAGAAUACUAUCAACCCUUGCCACAGAACGCCACUCGGCUAAUAAAUUGAUUAUACCUUGACAAUUCUAAGACUUUGCAUAAGACAAUAUUCAAGCGUUUAUAUGCGUCAUGACUACGAUGUAAAUAUAAGAAAAAAUCUAAAAAAUUGUACAUGAAACGCUAAAAAUUUAAAAAUUGAGAUUUCAUAAUGCGCAUAAAAAUUCAGAAAUGUCCGUAAAAUUUAAAAUUAGAUAAUUUCUUGGGUGCCGACUGAACCGACAGACAGUUGAAAUUGAGGGUUGUCCAAUACUCUGAUAAAUUUAUGCAUGGCUUUAUUAACUUUCUCAUUGUUUUGCUUCGUUCUUUAACCAUGCUUUUGUCCAGUGUUGAUCUGAUAUACACACGGCUAAAGUUACGAGGGCUUAACAACAAAGGAAAAGUCCCCUGAGUAAUCUUUAAAGUGAUGGCGGUCGCUUACGAGAGCUUUCCAUUACAAUCUUUAAGUCACAGUUCAAACGAGGUUUUACAAAGGUGGUCGUAACCAGAGCUGGUCCCUUACGAGAGUGGUCGCAAGGGGAGCUGCCCUCGACUGUAUAUGAAAUUCAUAUACUACGUGGUCGCUUGGCAAAAAGACUGCCGCUACUAAAGACGACACCUUUGGUGGAUGUGACUGAUUUCAAUUGUCAGUGCAUCCUGAAAGAAAAUUCACACAUACAUAUGCUUUAGCUCUCAUUCAAGCGAUAUAACAUUAAUACUGUUGAUGAUGGUGAUGAUGAUGAUGAUGAUGAUAUACCUUUCGUUUUAAAAAUAAAGGUUUGACGGACCUUCGCGACUCUGCAGUUGGAAAAAGUCAGGAUUCUGUCGUAGGAGGAAUUUUUUGUUUAUUGCGAUAUAUGAUAAGAUUGAUUAGUUAAAGGGACAGUGUCCCGAUUAUGCGCACUCGCGAGAGUCAUCUGUUUUUUCUUCAAAAGACAGUAGAACUGUCAUAUUGACGCGACAAGAUUUCCUUCCGGGCCGCACCGCCGACGGAGAUUUGUUGUUUACAUUCUCAAGUAAUCUUUUAGACUAAGAAGAAGUCUUUCGUCUUAUUUAAAAUUAGGCUCGCGGCACGAAGACUCAUCGCGAUUUUGUGGCUAGCAGGGCCGCCUCGCGACCCGAAAAUCUCAUUCCGCUUUUCUAGUGUUAAACUCGUGUGGGAGGUCAAUUGUUCAAAGUACAGUAAUGUUUGCCUGAUUUGCUCGCGUUCUAGUCUCAAACGUUUGAAAGAUAUAAAUAAAAAUGCAAUCUCAACGCUAUGAUCAUCGCAAAGGUUAGUCAAAAAUUAUAUUAUGACUUCAUUGCUAAACAUGUAGCGCCUGUUUGUUUGAUUUUGUCGGCCGUAGGGAGGUUCAUUUAAAAGUUUACUAACGCGUCGUUGCAAAGCAUUCUUUUCACGAAGCUUAAUUCCACAAGACCUCCUCAUUCACAUCAAUGUCUCAAUGGUUUCUAUCUUACAGUCUCUAUUGUUGUUGCUUCAUUUCUGCGUAUUCCUUUCACGAUUAUCUGAGCUUGUAUGGAAGCUGGCGGAAGAAAUAAGCCUUCAAUCGACAUCAAAGCGCUUCCCAUCUUUUGGUUCUCCAGCCAACAGCAAUAAAAGUAACGAUUUCGCUCAAACCGAAACUUAACGGGAACAAUAAAUCACUGAUCUGUAAUCCUGAGAAGUUUUAGUAUAGUAUCGAACUCGGCCAAGCGCAAUGCAAACGGCUUUUUCAAGGUUCUCUUACUCUCCUCGCAUCUUUUGAUUUCGCGACAUCCUGUCCGAAAAUUAAAGUUUGGUGCAUGCGCAGUGUGCAGGACAUUUUUUUCUGAAAUCACCCAUAACCCCUCAGAAGUCAAAUGGUCGGCCCCUAAAAUCUAGACUACGAGUAGUCCCCCAUUUUUCCGUUUCGCUCGCUCUACUCUCCCUGAGGAAAAAUGGGGGACUACUCGUAGUCUACUAAAAUCCGCCAAACAUUUGGUCAGUUGACAAAUUCUGAUUUGUCAAUCAUUUCUAAAGACUUUUGAAACAAUAGGGGACAAAACUCUCUAGGGAAAAGGGGAGGAAUUCUUCUCUACUUACCCCUACCCGAAAAGUCCGUACGGACGUACGCUGACGUCAUAACCAAAUUUUAUUACCCAUAGUGCUCCGCUAUCAACACCGCUUGAUAACAUCGUCACAACUGACACACUUACUGUAAACAACCUUUCUGUCAACAACAAAUACUCUCUCUACUUACAAACACAUGAGAGUGCUAGGAUACAACUUUCAAGCCGAUCGGUUUCUAGGCAAAUUCGAAACAGAAUAAAUUGUUCUAAUAUGUUACUAACAUCUGAAUGCAUUUUUCGUAAAAGCUUAUUAACAGCUAAGAAGCACCCUCUAUAGAAGCUGACAUGUAGUAAACUAUUUUAUUUACAUCUUUUGCAUCGUCGAAAGCUCUAUAAUUGGAUGAACGCCAAAAGUUUAUCUAACUUCAUCGCUUUCAUUCUAAAUAAAAGUAAUAAUAAUCAUAAUAACAAUCAAACAAAACAAAAAAUAACUCGAAUUAAGAGAAUGAAUAGAGGAUAUUUCACGGUUGCACAAAGAGAUGAAUGUUAUUUUCGAGUGCCAAAACAAUAUUUUACGAACGAGGGCAGCGAGUGAGUAAAAUAUUGUUUUUGCGCUUGCCACGAGAAAAUAAAAUUCAUAUCUUCAAGCCACCGUGUAAUGUUCUUUUUAUUUUAUAGACAAAAAGAGAUCGAUAAGAUAAUAAAAGGAAUUACCGAAAUUACGUCAUCGAUAAACUCACGUGUGAGAUCAUGGAAAAUAAAGCACUUGGGUCCCAGAUGUAGUUUUUUUUUAUGAAUUUUACGAGUGCUAUAUUUCCAGUAAAACACACGUGCCUAUAUAUUGAUAAAAGGUAAAUAAGCACUAAUGUCAUAAUAAAACGCUAAGUACUCGAUCUCUACGUAGGCUGAUCACUAGGCAUGAAUAUCGCCGCUACAAGUCUAAACCUUUAUUCUAGUUGUGGAUGUGACUGAUUUCAAAUUUUGACGGAUUUUUUGAUCCAGUUCAGUAUACCCAGAAAGACAUCCAUGCAUACAUAUACGUUAUUUUUCAUCCUCAAAGAGGCUUUUGGUUUUAAGAAAACCCACGAAAGUUGUGUUCGAGGUACUGAGCGCAGUCGCACUCCGGUUGCUCUGCUUUACAUCCUAUUAAAAGCCGAAAGUUUCCCCUGCUUUUACAUGUUACUUGCUUCUUUACAUCGAUGAACAGUUCUUAGUAGAAUAUUCAAAUUACUAGCUGCCUAGCUUUUAUGUUACUUUUUCAGUACACAGCAGGCAAUUAUCAGCAACACAACAAUUCCAAUGCAAAUCACAGCAACAGCUACCGCCAGCAGGGUAAUGAUGGUGUUUUUGUCCUUUUCUGAAAUUUAAAGAAGAAAAAAAAAGGCAAAGAAAAGUCAUUCACCAGCGAUUAACGAUUCCACCAGUACCCCCUUGGAAGCUACCAGAGAGCCGUUUACAACACGCCUUGAUAGAGAGGAGAAGUCGUUACGUCACGUUGCCAUUGUAGCAAAAUGUUUGGAUGACAACAAACCAGAAAUUCACUUAAAAAGUAAAUUCGCACUUUUUCAAACUUCAUCGAUCUUAUUCAAUUUCAUUUAAUUUGCCAAAUGUUGACGAAUUCUCUGGUGUUGAAUCCGAAAGGACCGUAUCUGAGUUUAGAAAAAGAAAAAGAAGCUUUUGUGUUGUGUUCUCCUACCCCGUAAAGCGGUUGUGAAAUUAGGAAGUUUCAUGUCGCAGUCGUGAAACGAUGGCUAAAAACUGUGUGAAAAAGCGUGAUACCAGCUUUUCUCGUGUUCUUCCAACAUCCCGCGUGGGUUAUCACGGCGGUAAACCCAUAGAAAGUGUGGUCUAUUGCCUAAUUAGGCCCUCAGAAACAGCUUUUCUGGGGAUGCAAUGUUCUGCUGCACGCGCGCGGGGUUCUAAUAUGCCUGGGGUCUGAUUGUGGUGUUGUUUAGAAAAAGAAAAAGAAACUUUUGUGUUGUGUCAGUCCUGCUCCGUAAAGUGGGCAUGUGAAAUUAAGAAGUUUCAUUUCGCAGUCGUGCAAAAAUGGCUAAAAACUGUGUAAAAAAGCGUGAUGCACGUGCAAAGUUGUUUUUCUUGUUGAUAUAAACCUAUUGCUUUUUUGUCGUUCUCGUUGCCGUCGCCUUAGUCGUUGCUUAAACUCCCUUAAUGUGAUUAAAAAAUUUAGCUACCAUGGUAACGUGCCGUCACACUUCUCUUUUCUAUUGGUUUUACUCCUUCUUUUGAGUAACUCUUUCUCCCAUUGGCUGAAAUGCCGUAAACUUCCGAUUAAAACCCCGCCCCCUCAACUUUAAGUUAUAGGCCCAUCUACCUGUUAACAAAAGAGUAUAUCUAGCCUGAUUUUUGAAAACGUUAUCACCAAAUGGACCUUUUGCGUCCAACAGUAGCUAUUAUAAAAACUAAGAAAGCAAUUAUUGCUGUUUCAGUCUCUUCCCCUCUUUUCCUUCUCCUCGCUUUUACUUUUUCUCCCUUCCUAUUUCUUCGUUACUUUGAUUUUCAGAGCUUCUUGGGCUUAAGAAACCUGCCUUUUGACACCUUUUCACUUAAAUGACUGCAAAUUUCGUUAGGUUGGUUUUCACAAAAAUGGUUAGAUGUACCCCGUCAUAAGCCCCACUAGCCUGUAGUGAAAUGAAUUUGACAUUUUAAGACUGGACGUUUUGAAGCUUAAAAAAGCGAGCAAAUUCAAAAAGGUGUUUUGAUCAGCACUGCUAUGUAGCUUGUUUUUGAUCAGAAACACUUUUUUAGUGCGGUUAUACCCCCCUCCCCCCCCCCGGUGUAUCAUAAUUAUGCCCCUUCCUUUUCUAAGCCCUCAAAACCCCUUAGCUUUUGAAGUUGUUGAACGUUUACAGUAUUCUCCCGGCUUAGUUUGUGUAUAUGGUCUGCGUACUUAUAUCAUAAACGGUUUAACCUCAAAAUGUCAAAACCAUGAAAAUAGUUCUUAACUUCGAACAAUAGAGACUUUAAGAAUCAUGCACGUUGACUGCAAACGGCAAAAGCGAAAUUGAAUCCAUGACCAAGUUUUUCUUUAACUUGUGGUUUUGGAUUACUGUUCAUUACUGUUACACGUAUGUGAAGGACAAAGAUAACAAACCACGUACCCGAAUCAUCAUCACCCGUUUGCCCACCAGUAACAGUCCCAUCGCCGAGGCCCACAGAAGAUCGAACAGCUGAUGAUGUUUGCUGAGCCGAUGAUGGCGCAAAAACCUGCGAUGAAGAUAGUUCUGUGACAUGUGACACUGAAUCUGUCAUCGCUGUUGAGGCAGACACUGAGUUUGAUACCGAAACUGACGGUGAUGGCGACAUUGACGCUGAAAACGAUGCAGAAGCUGACGUAGAUGGCGACAUCGACUGCGACAUUGAUGUUGCGGCAGACACUGAAGUUGACGUCGAGGCUGAAGUAGGUGGCGACAAUGACGUUGACAUUGACUGCGAUAUUGAUGUAGAUAUGGAAUGUGACAUUGAUGUGGAGGCUGGCAUUGAUGUUGACGCCAAGGCUGACGUAGAUGGUGACAUAGAUUGUGGCAAAGAUAUUGAAUUAGACACCGAAGGUGCUGUUGGCAGCGUAACUGAAACAUAAAAAGAAGUGUUUACUUUAGUAUUUAAAAUGGCUUUUCAUCUACAUCUUAAAUCUCUACAUUUAAUUCGGGUUAAAUAGCCAAUUUUUCAAAGAGUCUCAAAUUAGCAAGGAAAUGAUAAUGGCCAUAUGUCUGGCGGCAAAUGAAAAACGGCACAAUCUGACACCUCAUGUCCUAAACUCAAAUAAGUUUACAAAUUUUUUAACUGCCGAGCAAGAUUGAUUUUAUCCGUAAUCAGGUGAGAAAUUCUGCUGAAAUACAAACUGCCAGCAGUCCAUAAAAAUUGUUGCUAGGUAUUGUUUAUGGGUACAGGCUGUGUAAUAUACUAACCUACCAGUCUACAAGAAGAGGGCGAUAAAUUACAGCCCAAACAGCCUGUGCGAAUUGGGCAAGAAUUGAACAUUUAAGAGUAUAAAAUAGCCCAGAUAGUACGCACGUUCUGAUUGACUGAUUGGUUAAAAACCUAUGGCUUAUUGUGCCGGUAAACUCAUAGAAAACUUAAAGAUAUUUUAUAAAAGCAAUAAACCACACUUCCUAUGAGUUUACCGGCGUGAUAACCCACUUGGGAUGUUGGGAGAACACUCGAUUACUCAAUCACUCGCCUGGGGCUCGUGAUUUACAAGCUUUUCUCGUGUUCUCCCAAUAUCCCGCGUGGGUUAUCACGCCGGUAAAUCCAUAGAAAGUGUGGUCUAUUGCUUAAUUAGGCCAUCAGAAACAGCUUUUCUAGGGGUGCAAUUUUCUGCAGCACGCGCGCGGGGCUCUAAUGUGCCUGCGGUCUGAUUGUGCUGUUGCGGAUGAUUCUUUAAAGUAACUUAUUAAUGUAUUAAUGGGAGAUUCGCUUUUAGCUUUGGCUAAGCUUGGCUAAAUAAUAAAUAUAUUACAGUCAAACCAGGUCAAGCGUACCCCACAAGAACCAUUAAUGAAUUUAUUAUUCAAAAGUUGAAUCCGUUGCUUGUUGUAGAUUUCAGAUUGAUCUCUGCAUUCUUGUAUGUGUAAUGAGCUGUGAAUUCACACGCGAGGCAGUUUCUACCAGCUCCAUUUUGCUGUAAUUGAUGUAAAUGUCUUCUAAGAAGCUUAAUGCAUUCGAAGAUUUCCAAUCUGACCAAAUACAGAGAAGUUCUCGUAAAAUAUUCAGUGCUCAUUACGCAUGCAGAAAUGCCGCUUUGAAUUUGACACCAGUUACGGGAACGACUAACGGAUUCAUUUUUCAAAUAAUCAAUUCACUGAUAGAAUCUUGGGGGGUACGCUUGACUUGGUUUGACUGUAAAGAGCCGAUAUCAAAAAAAUAUUCCUCUUGCCAAUUCUCAUUGGUUAGAUAUCCUGAGUUUUUGUUUAGGCCCUGGUUAUUCAAAGAGCGGAUAAGGGACUUGUCAGAAAUUAGCAGGGGGGAAGGGGGGGGGAUGGAAACAGAGGGAGGGUCACAACUUUUUGAGACUGCAGAAAAGGGAGGGGUCAUGAAAAAUGGGCUGUUAAAAGGGGGAGGGUCAUGUGAAUAUUUGUCCGUGAUCAUGUAGAGGUUCACCCACAGAAGAAAAAAGAAGUUCUUCAUUUUUAAAAAAAAAAACUGGGAGAAAUAGGAGAGUCGAGUGAUCAGCUGUCAGAAUCAGAGUCGGACUCUUAAUGCUGUCAUCUAAAAUGUAUGUAUUGGCAUUACAAAAAACAGAUUAGAAAUAUAUUUUGAGCUUUCAUAAUACUGACUCACCCUAGUGUAUUGCAAGAACUAGAUUUUAUCAUUUAUACAUGAGGGGGAGGGUCAUGAUAUUUUAGGCCAAGGCCAAGGGGAGGGUUAGCAAAUUUCACUCCCAUUGCAGGGAUGGGUCACCUCAUUUCCGAACCCAAAUUUAAAAUUCCCACCCCCCCUCCCCCCCUGCUAAUUUCUGACAAGUCCCUAAGUCCUAUCCAGUGGAUAGAAUUUAUCCACUCGCGCCAUCUCGGUUGUUCGAAAGAUGGAUAGCGUUAUCCACUCGCUAUCCAGCGGAUGAAUUUAACCACGGUAAGGUAGGUAGUAUAAAUUUUUACCCACCCGACAAACGACAUAAAUAUGACCGGUCGACAGCUGCAUCUUUUACAGAGCAACUUGUCGCUAAACCAUCUAUACCAACUUCCCUGAAAAAGGAGAACUUUUCGCCGGUAGCUCGAUAACGUUGAAGAAAACUUGCUCUUGAGUAUACUAAGAUUCUCUUCCGCCUCUUCAAAAAUUACGGCACGCUCCGCUGGCGUAAAGUUAGACUUUCUAGGACGCUUGGCCUGCAAAGGUUCAACAUUUUCAGCAAUGUUGUUGUCUGUCCGGCACGCGCAACGCAAGUCUGGAUUUAUUACCAUGGCAACUGUCUGGAUAGCGAUUUAUAGUUAUACGCAAGGCUAUCCGCGCUUUGUGCAACAUUUUAGCCACUGGAUAACUAUCCAGUGGAUAGCAGUUUUAUCCGCUGGAUAAAGUUAACCGCUCUUUGAACUACUGGGGCCAGGGUUUUAGGAAUUAGUAUAGGUAAUAGCAUGAUUUGGAGUGAUAUUUGGAAUAAAUACCACGAGCGAUAUUUCGAAAUUGUUAUAGGUAAUUUCACGAGCCCUUAGACAAGUGAAAUUUGUGACAAUUUUGAAAUAUCACGAGUGGUAUUUAUGCCAAAUAUCACGUACAAAUCAUGCUAUUAUUUGUUUAUACUACUACCCCCAAAAGGUUUGUAAUUUUCACAUGUAGGUAUUUCAAAUUAAGCUGAAAUACCACUGCUCUAAGCCAAUCAAAUUGCAGAAAUUUCUCAUGUAGUGGUAAAAUAUCGAGAAUAUAUUUCUUCGUUGGAGUACUUACGUGGUGCAUCAUCAUCUUCAACUAUAAGUACUCUAGAGACCACAUUUGCAAUAAGGCGGUAACCGGAGGAGGGUUCAUAUUCAUCAUAAAGUAUGAAUUCGAGUUCCACUGAUUCGUCUUCUUCGUGCACAUCAUCAUCCAAAAUAGUGACAUUGACGACAUAAUAAUUCAUCGGCAAGGAGGGUGAAACAGUUAGGUUUGCAACGAAAAACUGUAUGUUGUCUGAAUAAGCCACGGUUGUUGUAAAGUUCGUCGAGAAGACACUGAAACAAAGAAUCCCUGUUUAUAGAUUACAAAUAAGAAACGAGGAUCUAAUCCUAAGAAUAUAUUUGACACCCUCCUUAUUGAACCCGAAUUUAGAGCUGCAAAAAAAUGAGUUCUGGAAGCUCGUUAUUCGGAACUUCAAUAGACUUAUAUUAAGGACUGCCUUACUGCACGCACUAAAUUUUGCUUGUUUCAAUUUUCUCUGAUUCCCCGCAAAGUUUUCUCUGUUCACUGACGCCCGAUAGUGUUAUUUAAAUUUGUCUGGUACCAUUUCUGUUUUCUUAAAGUUUCGACUAUUCCUCAGCUUAUGUGAAUUAUAAAAAAAAAAGCUUUCUGAUGGUAAACCCUGCAACAAUCGCAGCAGGAAAAGGCCCUUUUUGGCAGCUUGUAGGUUAAAACCAAGGCUGGGUUAAACAAUGACUAAAGAAAGUUUCUAAACAAAGCAAUCAGGAGAGGGCGGAUAAACUUUUGAAGUAAAUGAAGUACGCGAAAAUCAUGAUGCUGCUGUGCAUGGUUACAUUAUUUUUGUUACUAACUGCUUUCUCGUUUGUUAAACUAUUUUAAAGAAAUAAUUGAUGAGUUGUAACUGUAUUUUAAAAGAAUAUUGAGUCGACACCAGGUCAACCAUUUUUAAAGUCCACAACCCCACAACCCCCCUCCCCACAAAUAGACUUCAAAAGAGGUGGAUCGGCCCCCGCACUUUGAAAACUGAUCGGCGGGCCCUGUGGAUUGACUGUAUUCCGAAAUAAGAAAUCAUUCAACCGUUUUGGAUCUUAGACUGCAAUAAAUAGCCAGAAAUCUACUUGAAAUAACAUAUUAAGAUGCAUGGAGCGGUCAAGGGGCCCCAAAAUCACCGUAGAGCAGAUUUGUAACAACGCUUUGCUUGUUAUUCCGGAAUACCAUCAAUCGAAUUCACCCUAAGUAACAGAUAGAACUUAGAACGUUUUUUACUAAGAGGGCUUGUUGUCUUAUAUGUAUUAUGCUCAAAGGAGUUUGUGUAUAUGCAUACUGGCGUUAACUUGUUUCAAAACUUACAAGUGUGAUCUACAAGUGAAGCUAUUGUUUUGGAGUCUGGGGUCAAUUUAAUAAAACUUUCACAAGUUAAGUGUAAUUAUCUAGCUUGGCGGUUGUUUUAUAGUCCGAAAACAAUAGCUACACUUUUAAAUUACACUUGUAAAAGUUUUAUCAAAUUGAUGAUGACGGUGAUAGUGAUGAUGACGAUGAUGAUGAUGAUGAUGAUGUUGAUGAUGACGAUGAUGAUAGCGACGAUAAGGAUGAUGUUGAUGAUUGUGAUGAUCACACACGAUGGCGCCGCAUUCGGUAGACUUUUUCUAGCUAAAGUUUUAACUGAAAUCUGAAAUGGUAAGUAAUUUUCUCACCCCAGAUAAACGGGAAACGGGCCCAUAUAACCAAAAUUAUGUACAACAACAAUAACCUCAGCAGUUCCUUGAUCCUCACUCGCUAUUAUUGUUGGCUGUGGUACUUCAAUCUGGAAUAGGAAACCUAAUAAUAAUAAUAAUAAUGAUAAGAAUAAUAUAUUGAUAGCCAUAUUCCCCUGCCAAUGCAUAAAGCGGUUGCCCAUUAAGUAAGGACACCUAUCAAAAAAAUUAACUAAAAUACCAGGUAACAUAUAUCUAGCUGGAUUUUUCAUAACGUUAAUUAUCGCCAAAUGGACCUUUUGCGUCGAACAGUUUUUUCGGCCAAAAACUAUCUACAAAGUAGCUAUUAUCAAACUGACUAAGAGUGCACACAUGGCUUUUUUUUUCUUCUCCUCGCUCUUUCUUUUUCUGCUUUCCUUUUCCUUCGUUUCUAUGACUUUGGAGCUUCUCGGGCGUAAGAAACCUGCCUUUUGACGCUUUUUCACUCAAAUGACUGCAAAUUUCGUUAGGUUGGUUUCAAAAAAUCGGCUAGAUAUAGAGAUAAUUAAGUUAGUAAUAAAAAUUGUGCAAGAAAUUCUAAGAGUUACACAGGGAGCAAUUUUCCACCGCGUAUCUUGAGGGAACGUGCGUCCGAUUCGGUUCUCUCUCCAUCUAUAUGUGCAUUUAAUAAUCAGUAAGUCCUUCGCGCUUGGUCAAUGGCCAGCAAGUGGAAACGCGCUGAAAUAACACCUUUGUUCAAAAAGGGCACUGAAAACUACAGAACCAAUUACCGUCAGAUUUCACUAACUUCAAUCGUGUGCAAACUAGCAGAAGGAAUAUGUUAAACGCAGAAUUAUGGAUUUUUAAGGCGAAGCCAUUGUACUGAAAAUCCGAAAUCAAUUUCCGAACAUGAAAGGUCGUUAUACGGUUGCAUAUCUUUUAUCUUGUUUUAACGACUGGGUAAAAUCUCGCAACACUGAGAAAUCCAACGGACGUAAUUCUCUAAUCUUAGACUUCUCCAAAGCCAGUUUGACAGUGGCAGGUCCACACAGACGUCUGCUUCUUAAGCUAGAAAGAUACGGUGUUGAUGGCUCUCUUCUCAAAUGGUUUCAGAGCUUUUUAAUUGGUCGGUCACAACGUGUUGUUUCGCGCGGCAGUUAUUCGUGAUGGACUCAGGUAAAAUCAGGCGUACCCCAAGAAACAAUUUUAGCCGGGACCCAUCUUGUUCAUAAUGUAGGUCAACGAUAUAUCCACUGCAGUUUCUUCCACUGUGAAAUUGUACGCAGACGACACCAAACUCUAUAGAGAGUUAGAGAGCAUUUGAUGAUACAUGUGCUACAGUCUGACUUGUUUCGACUUUCAAAAAGCUACAGAAUGGUGCAAAACCUGGCAGUUGACGUUUAACCCGAUAAAUUUGAAACAAUUAGAAUGAAUCACAAACAAGAUAAGUCGAAAGGGAGUUAUGCACUCUUGAUCCAAAUGGUGAAAGUCUAAAGAGCGUGAAAAAUAUCAAGAUUUCGGUAUCACAGUAUCGUACGAUCUCUCAUGGAGCGAUCAUAUUUACGAAGUCGUCAACAAAGCUAGCAGAGUCCUUGGGGUCACUAAGCGCUUGCUUGGGUCUAAAACCAGAGUGUAACAGAAUUCUCUUUAGACUCAUUACCAUACAUAUCUCCAGUAAGACCGAUCCUGGAGUAUGCUGUUCCAGUGUGGUGCUGUUUCCUAGUCAAGGACAUAGUUUCGCUAGAAAAUUGAAGUCCAGAGGAGAGCGUCGAGACUGGCCCUCGGCCAAAAGAGGGGCGAAAUGGAAAACGAGGGAUGUUGUGCCAUUUUAAAACGGUCCCCAUUGGAGAAACGAAGACUGGAUUUUAUUUUUCUCUGAUCGAGUGUUGUAAAUGUAUAUUUUCUUUUAAAUAAUCUCUCAUUGAAAGACUAUUUUCAGCCAGCUUCCAAAAGAACAAGGAGCAACCAUAGUUACAAGCUAAAAUUUCAAAGCAUCUAGUUUUAACUGUCACAAAUAUUUAAUUUUUGUUAGAAUUGUGAAAGAAUGGAACGAUUUACCGGAUUGAGUCACGGGUUGUCGGGGCAUGUGACGAGUGCUAAGUGUAAAUUGUUGCAUUUGUUGUUAAGAUUAGUGUUACGUAAUGUGGCGAUGUGAAUAUUUAAGUAGGUUAUAUAAUUUGCUGCUUGAUUUAUUAAAGUGAGCAUAUUUCCCUAAUGUAGCAGUCUCCCACAAGUAUUUCUUUUCAAGAAAUCUUGCAUGUUUUAAGCGUUCUUUAGGUUCAUUUUUAAAAUCUCGCAGUACAAUGUAUUUUUUUAUUAUUAUUUCCUUAUUGGUUUUGUUUUUAAUUACCCUUUUUGAAUAAACAUAUAGCUACCUAUGUAUCUGAACACCAUUUAUCGUGAACAAUUUCGAUAAAGUAUAAAUCGUAGAAUGGAAAAGCACUUAUUUUCUUAGAUUAACCCACUAAUAAACAGAUCUGGAGGUCCAAUGAUUUCAUAAACAGCGGCCUAAGUGAGACCCCCUGAGGGUCAUGGUCCCUUGAUGUUUUGUUUUGUUUUUGUUUUUGCUUUUGUUCUAGAGUUUGUAGUCAGGAAGAAAAAAAAAAAAACGAAAACGAAACAAAGGCACAGUGGACCCCAACCCCUAGUCGACAUUUCGUGACUGUUGUAAGAACUGACAGUUGAGAGCGCGCUCGUCCGUGACAUGGCCAGUGCGAAGCUUUAAGAUGGAUUGAUGGAAUUAGCGUUCGCAAUUAAGUUUGAAUUACUUUUCUCGAGGUGCUAACUGGCGCCUACUAAAGUUCACGAAAAUUUUACCUCUAAAAAUUCCUCAAAAUGUUCAUGGUAAGUAAUACCCCAUAUUUGGGCAUUGACGUCACGGUCUUGCGUUCGAGGCCGUGUGUGCCAAUGUGUAACUGUUAGUUGUGAAUUGAUUGUGGAGUAUGGAUUACGUUGACUUAGUGUUGAGUUGUUGCUGAGGACCUAACAGGUUACCAAGCUUACGAUUUUUGUUUGAAAGGGCUAUUAGUACCUUGUCCUGCUUUAUAAAUUGGCAGGUUUUAAAGCAGCAAUGAUCAAGAAAUAAGGCUGCACGCUUUUAAAAUUUUUGUCACAACCAGCGGAUCUUCGCAGCUCCAUUUACGUUGAGCCAGCCCUCAACUCCCUUGUGGAAUGCAAUUAUUGAAAGAUGCCUCUUUCAAAAUUGUUAAAAAAAAAAAGCCAUAUUGCAAACUUUUAGGCACGCAACUGUGAAAUAAAAUUAUCAUGCCGGGAAACAUUGCGAAAGAAUUAUUUAAUUUCGUUAACUCACCGAAGCAUUCAAAAUUGUUAACAUUUGAAGAAUGUGAGUUGUUGUGCACUAUUAAAAAAAAAACUUUUAAAUAUAACUGUACCAAUGAUAUGGCACUGAUAUCUUACUUCCAUCUGCCUCGUCCUUUUCAGUGCACUGACGGUACUCGUGAAUGCCCUAAACUUGACAUCGGGAGGAAAGGGUCAGGUUAUUCAUCAUCGGUUAUGUGUCGACUUCUCUCACUCGCUUUCAGUGUCACUUGAAGUUUCAGACCCCUUCAGCUCUUCUAGCGAGAAAUCUGAGUAAGCACUAGUUCUCUUAACCCCUUUCCUUGACAUCGGGAGAUAAGAGUCGUGUUAUUCAGCAUCGGUUCAGUAUGUUUCGAGUUGUCUCGCUCGCUUUUGGGAGCAGAGUACAGUGCGACCCUUUCUACAUCUGCUCUUACAAGUCACACCUAUAGAAUUCUGUCAAUCCGCAAGCUGUUUUCAGCUUAACUUAUCUCAUAUGUCAACUCACUUCGUUUGAUUAAUCGACUAGUACACCAGAAGCUCACAAGCAUUUUCAACCAUGCAAAGAAUCGCGGUUAACCUAAAGAAUUAGAAAUUUUGAACCAGAUACUUUCAUAGAGGAAUUAUUGAUCACUAGUUGUUAAGCAACUACUUCACUGCUUACCUUGUGUAUUGCAAAGGUACAUGGCAAACACCUGAAUUAGAAGUAACUUCAAUGAAGAAUACUUUCCCACUUGCAUGGUGAAAUUAAUCUGUAGAACUCUUAACGCAGUUCAGUUGUGAGAUGAAACCGUCAAGGCCGGACUGCAGUACAAUAUGAACAGCCUGCAGGUCAACGUCAGUAUUACAUCGACUUUCCGUCGGGGUCCAUUGAUCUUUUGUUUUGUUUCUUUUCUUUAAGUUUGCAAGUAGGUCGAAAACAUAAAAACGAAACAAAAGGACAGUGGACCCCGACCCAUACACCUACCCAGAGUCGGAAUUUCAUGAAGGGUUCGCAAUUAACUCGAAUAAACGUAGUACUUGGCGCUUCAAAUUAUAGUUCACAGAAAAUUGAAGUCUAGAAAUUCCUAAGAAUUUUCUUAGUAGACGACUGAAGAUUAUUAUCAACCAAACUUUCCGUUGUGAAAAUGGAUCGAAUUUAUUAGGGUUUCAUUAGAUUAAUUAAAGGGACAGGUUCACGGUUCAGCGCUGCUCAUUUAUCAAAAUGCUGUUUUUCUGCCGGGACAUGCUGUAUCAUCUAUGCAAGCGAUAUGAUCAUGUCACAAUGUUGUCAAAGAAGCAAUCUGCACACUCCCCUGGCAGUCACUUGCACUUGAUAAACUUAAAUAUUUACAAAUAGCUGUAAAUUAAUCAACAAUGGAAUAAAACCUUCGGGUCAGUAAUAAAUUCAACGUUGGUAGUGUUGGUAUAAUCCACUAAUUUUUUCUUUUAUUUUAGUACUCCUCCAUCCUACUUCAGGUUACCCUGAAAUGCAAUUAUACUUUGAAAUACACUCCGAGAUCAGUGAGAGUGGGAUUAUUAACCGAUAGAAUUAAUAAUAAAUUGGAAACAAGUGAUUUAAUUAAUGAACACGCGCUUAACCGUGAACCUGUCCCUUUAUGUCCAGAACCCUGGUGAGGGCCUGAGGGCUCCUGUGUGAAAAGGGGCGGGGAAACUCGGCCUCUUGUUUAGGGGUGUAAAUUGCAAAUUUUGGUGUUAUCCAGGAUGUUCAGAACACAAGUAACCCAAGAAUACUAUCAGACCUUGCCACAGAAUGCCACUCGGCUAAUAAAUUAUUCAUACCUUUCUUAGACUUUGCAAUAGCCAGUGAGUAUUCCAUAAUAAGCAAAAUGUGCUUUUUAUAUCAAGCCAUUUUUUCGGUAAGAAGGACGCUGAAAACCUUGCAUUGCGUGACCAAGGGCUCUGCGUGGCGGCGCACUUGUUGGCUAAGGAGAUAAACACAGAGUCGGAUUUGGUUGGACAAAAUUUGGCCACCAAACGUGACGAACUUUAUUUUCAAGAUCUGUCAAUAUAUAAUAAACUAAAUAUCUCUUCAGCAAAGGUAGGGGAAAAAACCAAAAAAUGCUGAAAAUUGGUUCAAACCAGCGAUGUGAACAACGUGAUGGUGAGCGAUCGAAAGGGGGCGAGCACAUGGAAAAGCGCCCCUAAGAAUGAUAUAGUCCGGAACGCCCUAAAUUCUGAUUGACUGGAAAUAAGAUAGGCUUGGAACCUGCCGCCUUGGCCUGCAAACCAUUAUCAAAUGCCUUGCCAUAAAAUCCCAUUAUGAUGUCGUCAUAACGGUGUCUUUUAAACUUAUUAAAGCGUUUAUAUGCGUCAUGUCUGCGAUGUAAAUAUAAUAAGAUGAAAAAUUCUACAUGAAAUCUAAAGGUACAUGAAAUGCUAAACAUUUAAAAUUUGAGAUGUCAUAAUGCACAUGAAAAUUCAGAAAUCUCAGUAAAAUUUAAAAUUAGAUAAUCUCUUGGGUGCCGACUGAACCGACAGAUAGUUGAAGUUGAGGGUUGUCCAAUAAUCCGACAAAUUUAUGCAUGACAUUGUAUUGUAUUGUCUUCACUUUACAGUACUGUAAAAAAGCAUGACUAAAGAACGAAGCAAAACAAUGAGAAAGUUAAUAAAGCCAUGCAUAAAUUUGUCAGAGUAUUGGACAGGUAUGAAGGAGAUCAAAUAUAAUAUACACACCCCCUUUCUACGGCCCUUAAUUGCCAAACACGAGUAUCCAAGACUUUGAGCAGGGUGAGAGCACUAGGCUCAGCCCUUAGCCUCAGCCAGGGCAACCGCGCACUAGUCACGUCCCAACGGUCAAGUUAAUCUCAAAUCAACGCGGGAUCAAAGUCUGUUCCAGCAAUUUGCCGACAAUUAGAACAUUCUUCUCCUCUAGGGGUCUACUCCCCAUGACAGCUUUUGAUGCCAAAAAUGGCAUUAAUAUUGUAGCCGUCGGUUCGGUGACAAAGGGCCAGCUGUGGUUGUUUAUACGAGAGACUGACAGUACAUCAGCGAAUCUCUUAGACAAUUUAAAGACCUAACAUUCUACAUGUAUUCCAAAACCAGAUGUACGUUAAACACACGGGUUGUGACCAAAUUAUUGAGAACGACGCCAAACAUUUUUUUUAGUGUAAUGUACAUGGAAUCAACCCCAAACCCAUACGCUUCAAUAUAUUUCUGACUGCUGAAUAUACACCCCGGGAGGGGUACUCGAUAUAUCCUUUGGGUGGGGAGGAGCUGCCCCGCCCCUCAUACCCUGACCCUGUUUAAGACAAAAAUCGCUUGUUUUCCUACCCUGUUUAAGACAGAAUUCCGAUUUCUGAUACCCUGUUUAAGACAUUUAACCCGAAACCAUACCCUGUGUACUGGACAAUAAUAAAACUCAAAGUACAAACAUUAACCAUAAAGGACUGCAAAAGACCGCAAACGAAUGUUCCGAAGAACGCAGGAUCUAUAAAGACCUGAUCAGCUAAAAUAAUAAUGAAGACAUAUUAAAUUGUGCAAUUAGAAUACUGCAAUGCUGGUCGUACUAAUUAACUCUGCAAGACAUGUCUGGCAGAGUUAAUUUUCACGUAGUACGAUCAGCAUUGCAGUAUUCUGCUUGCAGAAUUUAAUAAUCCAUUGGCAAGCACAGAACUAUUUUAGAAGACACCCUGUUUAAGACAAAAAUUGAUAAAAUCGAUACCCUGAUUAGGACAAACAAUGAUAAAAUCGAUACCCUGUUUAAGACAAAAAUCCCGAAAAAAACAUACCAUGGCUGGCCGCACGUCCCCAUUAAGCCCUUAUAAGGGAGUACCCCCCCCCGGGAUAUACACAAACAGCCAGUCGUGAGAGUAACCCUGGCUGGUUGUUUAUGUUUCCAGUAACAGCUAGCCCUGACUAAAUGUCAUUUAAUUUGACAUUUUUUGGACCAUCAUCUAGACUAAAUCACGAGUUGAUCUUUACAAGGGACGAGUUUACGAAAACAAGCAACGAGAGUUGCGAGAGGUCAACCUUUUGCAACUGGCAUGACCCGUCCAAGCCUCAGUAAUCAAAACUAUUCUUCUUGUAUGUCCUCAUGACAGACCACACUAUGAGUAAUUAUCAAAGACAACACAUUUUGUUUUAAAAAAAUUGAAUAACUUCUACACUCACUAACCCACAAGAAUUUUUUUUAUACGUCCAAGCUCACGUAAGCCAUUGCUCCGGAAAUUCGAAAAAAAUAACCACAGCUGGUCGCUUAAGAGAAUGACCGCAUGGUAACACAAUAGAGGGUGGUCGCUUAUGAGCUUCAGAGACUCAUUAAUAAUACCAGGAGCCGAUUACUUCGGCUCCUGAUAAUACAUAACAAAAAACAAAAGAAGUUUAUGUUUUAUGAGUGUCUUUAUAUCUGAUAUAUCAUGGCUAAACUUUACGUCCAAUUUGUUAGAUCAAAGUAGCCCCAAGUUCAUUAUCAACGAACAAUUAGCGCAGUGUGCAAUUUCACUGAUAAGUGUUGAUUUAAUAUAUAAUGAAUAAGACUCCGCGUGGUCGCUUACGAGAGCUUAACAACCAAGGAAACUUAGGUUAUCUCAAAAGUGGUCGCGGUCGCUUACGGGAGCGGUGGCUCACGAGAGCUUUCCAUUACAAACUUUAAGUCACAUUUCAAACGGGGUUUUACAAAGGUGGUCGUAACGUGGUCGUAAGGAGAGCUUCGACUGUAUAUGAAAUUCAUAUAUUCAUCGUUUCAAGGCCUUUUUUUUAUUACCGUACUGUUUUCUAUACAUUUUUCCAGUACGCGCUUCCUCACCGUUUUUACCCUCAAAACUGAACUGAACUCUCUGUCGUCUUAUAGUCGAAUGAUACUUAAUAUGCGAAAUUUUCUUCCCUCAAGACGUUGAGAUGUAGCAAAGAAUUACAUAUUUACACCACAAGUUUCUCUAACUACAUCGUUUUCGUUAAAAAAUCACAAUCGAAUAAACAAAAACAAAAAACUCGGUUAAAGAAAAUAACAAGAAAAAAGAAGCUAAAAGUCACUUGUUCUAAUUACACUAAUCUCUACACUGAUCGCUCGGCAAAAAGACUGCCGCUACUAUAGUCGACACCUCUGUUGUAGUAAUGGUGGAUGUGACUGAUUUCAACUGUCAUUGCAUUCUGAAAGAAAAUUCACACAUACAUAUGCUUUAGCUCUCAUUCAAGUGAUGUGAUAUUAAUACUGUUGAUGGUGGUGAUGAUGAUGAUAGUAAUGAUGAUGAUGAUGAUGAUGAUAGUCAUUGGUCAAAAAUAGUUUAGUCACCGAUCCAGAUUGCACAAAUACAGCCGAAAGUCGAAAGCCGUUACUUGCUUCAUAACAUGUAUGAAACAGGUCUUAACUAGUAGUGGUGCUAAGUAAACAUAAGGCUGAUUCAUUUAGCUAGAAUAUUCGAAAUUUUGGCUGACUAAUCUUUAUUUUCUUACCUUUUCACCACAAAGUAAACAACUAUCAGCAAAACAACAAUUGCAAGGCACAUCAGAGCAAUAGCUAUCGUCAAAAGGGACAUCAUUGUGUCUCUGUCCUUUUCUAAAAUUCGAAAUAGAAAAUAGAAAAGUCACUCCAUGUAGCUUAGGUUGUUAUCAAUCCCACCAGGCCCUAUUAAAAGACUAAAGAACCCUCUACGCCAAUCUCUCAUCUCAGUUUUACAGAUGUUCUUGUCUUGACUCCAGCCAUACGAUCCCCCUGUUGCAAUGAAAAGGCCUCGAUAUGUCAAAAUCAUUAUAAACAAAGAUCAAACACUAACAGUAUCAUCCGUAGUAGCAAGAUCAUUUUGGGGUUUGCAUAGCGAAUGUGCGUACAAAGCGUCUGUGAAGGACACAAAUAACAAACCACCUACCCGAAUUAUCAUCACUCGUUUGCCCACCAGCAACAGUCGCAUCGCCUGGGCCUACUGAAGAUGACACAGCUGAUGUAGAAGAAAAAGUCGACGCUAGAUAGGACGCUGAAACCGAUGCUGAGACUGACGUAGAUGGCGACAUUGACUGCGACAUUGAUGUUGAAAUGAAAUGUGACAUUGCUGUUGAGGCAGACACUGAUAUAAACGCCGAGGCUGACGUAGAUUGUGACAAUGACAUUGAAGCAGACGCUGAAUUAGAAAUCGAAGUUGACACCGACGAGAAAGCUGAAGCAACUCAACAGACAGAGUUAACUAUGAGGAUUUUAGAAAGCUUUACACCUACAAGGUAUAUCUUUACAUUUGUUUCCAGUUAAGUACUCAAUUUCUUAAAACCUCCUAUGUUACGAAGGAGUCAUUACAAAUGAUGUCGAAGUGCACAAUCUGACAUCUCAAGUCCUAAUGUCAAUUAAUUUUAAAUACCCCUACCAAUUCUAAACUGCUGAGCAAGAAGGAUUAUAUCUAGAAAAAAAUUCAUAAUGGUAAUUGAACUGAGUGGAGUGCAAUUUGGUCUGAAAUCAUACGUGUGAUUUCAAAAUCGAACGAGCGCGCAGCGCGAGUUCGAUUUGAAAUCACAAGUAUGAUUUCAUACCAAAAUUGCACGACACGAAGUUCAAUUACCACUUUAUUACAUCCAUUUUGAAAUCGCAGAAUUUAGUCAGUACUAAUAUUUUAUUGAUCGAGUAGCCGGUUUUUAAAAAGCCGAAACAAAAAGGCUUUUACAUCUCAUUUUGUAUUCGCAACAGAAAUGAUGCGAUAUCGAACAAAAAUGGUGCGAUUUAAAACAGAAAUGAUGCGAUUUAGAACAUGAAUGACGCGAUUUGGAAAAGAUGCGAUUUAGAGCAAAAAAUGGUGCGAUUUAGGAAUAAAUCACACUGCUGAGAGCCAAUCAGAUUGCACGGAUAGCCAGUGAUUUCAAAGUGGAUGUAAUAAAUCCGCAAAACAGACAGCAAGUAAAUAAAUUCCAGUCAAUUUCACAUUCGUAUGAGCCUUUCAAAAUUAGACUCUGUUGUAAAGAACAUUGACGUUAAAUUUGGUGUUGAAAGUGUUGCCCUGCUGACAUCACAAAGAAAAAGGGAAGCUUAAAAUACUUAUUCUCACAUUAUUCUGCGGAGAAAUAAUACCACCACCAUCACUACUACUACUACUACUACUCUAAUUGUUAUUAGUAUCAUUAUGAUUAUGAUUAUCAUCAUUAUUAUUUUUAUGGUUAUUAUUAAUAUUAUUUUCCUUUAAAGUAGAUGGGCCUAUAACUGAAGGGGCUUAUGAGAGACACUUUGCGGUAUAUUUCUUUCGCUGAAGGUACUAACCAGGUGAAGCUGCAUCCGAGGGGGCUUAUAAUAAUUAUUAUUAUUAUUGUAAUUGUGAUUAUCACUAUUAUUAUUAUUAUUGUAGUAGUAGUAGUAGUAGUAGUAGUAGUAGUAGUAGUAGUAGUAGUAGUAGUAGUAGUAGUAGUAGUAGUAGUAGUAGUAGUAGUAGUAGUAGUAGUAGUAGUAGUAGUAGUAGUAGUAGUAGUAGUAGUAGUAGUAGUAGUAGUAGUAGUAGUAGUAGUAGUAGUAGUAGUAGUAGUAGUAGUAGUAGUAGUAGUAGUAGUAGUAGUAGUAGCACUAUUAUUACCAACACCCCUCGUUCAACAAAUCGUAUCUCAGUCACAUCCAGCCAGUGAUUUCGGGGAAACGGUUAAGUAGCUUAGAGGGUCUAACGAAGUACAAGAUGCGACAUUUAGUUUCUUGGACCACUCCCCUAAAACGUCCAUGAUGACGUUCAGCUGUACGAUAUUAUAGUCUGGGUACAGUUUGGUAAGCUCCCACCGCAGUGGUUGGUACUUCUCUAGCUGUCUUUGCAGAAUAUUUCUUCACGCAAUUGCCCACCCACAGACAGCUCAGCCAACACCCUCAUCGACUUCUGGUCUCCAAAUCACGUGUACACCCUGUUGGUUGGAACGAAAGUGUGCUCUGCGUAAACUGGAACAUCCCAGUAUGCUUGAGCGUCUUUUGACUCGUACAACGCUGGGCUCCACCCGUGAGCACCAUGGAGGAACAAGCAAGCUUGAGGUCCCUCAGCAUUGCAAAGAACAGCACCUUUAGUGCAGCAUUAUGCCUUUCCAUGUACUUAGUCUGCGUCAGCGAUGAACAUCUCGCCAAAACGUUAGCAAGGCUUUCUGGUACCUUACCGCACAUUCUACACAUGGUGCUAAUUUGGUCUGAAGUAUACCGGUCUUAUAAGCCGUGUAAACUUGGGUUGAUAAGAGCUGCUCAUAAAGUUCCAUAACCCGUGCGAUAGUAUGAGUAGGCGUGACCGCCCCCUCACUCAACCAGGCGAAACUGCUGUGUUCGCUCAGCUAGUAGUCUUCCCUGCUGGUCCACAGCAGACGUCCUUGCCAUCUCUGGUCUUCCAGCUUCUCCUCAAGCUUCUCUUCUACAGCUUUCUUAAAAUGUUGUCUCACCUGAUGUCUACUGAUCCUCUCCUUGGGGCUUGCUGCAAGCUACAUAAUGGAUCGGGAGUAGCCAAAUUGAGACUAGUUUCCAGUUCCUCCGCAAACUUGUGUACGUCUUUCACAAGUGAGCAGAAUCCCUCCUCGCCUGCUUUCUGAUCUCUUCAGAUAUCAACACACUUCUCAUCAUUGGGUCAGGAUUCUCAUACAGCUUCAUAGCCGCCUCGAUCUUCCUGAAAUUUGUACUCUUGUUCUACAGACCUUUGUCCACGACCCCCUUUAUCUCUUGGAAGAAAUAGCACUACAAGGAGCGAAGAGGGUUCCCAUCAUUCUCACUGGUCAAUUUCCUUGUCUCUCUAUCAAUGCUUUGUGGUUCUCCCAAUGGCCAGUGUUGGGUCCACAUGGGGUACGUCAAGACAGGCAAGGCGAACUGGUUUGUUGCCUUGAAGCGGUUGACAUCGGACAUAAGGCUUGUCCAGAUUAUUGAGAGUCUUUGCAAGUACGUCUUUGCUGCAACUGUAAGUGCUAGCUUUUUGUCUUGCAUCACGGACUCUCUCACACCCAGGAAAAUUAUUUUUAUUAUUUUUAUAAUUAUUUUGUUUACAGGUAGAUGGACCUAUAACUGAAGGAGCUUAUGAAAGACACGGUAUAUUUUUUUCGCUGGGGUACUUACCAGGUGCAGGUGCAUCAUUAUCCGUAAUCGUUAUUUGCAUAACUGAUGGUCGUCCGAUGGUCAAACCAGGGCUGGGUACACCGAUGGAUAAAGUGAUAUUAAAUUGCUCAGCUCCUUCGAUCAAAUUAUCGUCGGUUAUGUUGAUAGUUAAACCUUUUACUGUUUCACCGGGUUGAAAAUUCAAAAUCUCGCCUGACACCGGUACAUAGUCUUCCAAGACAUCGGCUGACCCAUCCAACAAAUCUAUCCUGGAAUAAAAAAAAAUCCUUGUUUGUAAAAUAUGAAUACGAAAUCAGGAUCUAAUUCUCACAUUUUUGCCACCAACCACACACACACACGCCCAUUCAAACCUUUCAGCUUCAAAGUUCAUAUGCCCGGAAACGAUAACGGAAACAUUUGGUGCUUACCAUUUGACAGAAAAAUCCGGUUGGGUUGUCGAAAGCAUAAUGGUAAGCGAUUUACCAGUGUACGGCAGAAUUGCCACAUUCGUUACGGUUUGAAUCCAAAGAACGGGAGAAUUUGUGUAGCGCGAGUCUAGAACCGAGAAGGAAUCGAGAAAUGGUAAAUAGUAAGUGACAUUCCAUUUGGUUUGUACCAACCGGAAUGAAAGGACUACCUCAAAACGUACUCCUCAAUUUUUGGUUGGAAUUUCCGAAAGGUGACCUUACCAUUUACUUUCCAUCCGGAAUUCCCGACAUUUUCUGUCAAAUGGUAAGCACCCAUGGUAAUUAUUUUUCCCUUCGAUUCCUGGAAACCAAAAAUCCUUCUAAUUUGUCGGAUUAUCCGUCUAGAUGGGUAUUGGUAUAAAUCUGAGCAAUGGUGAACAAUUGUGCAUUUUGUGCAAUUAAAAGAUCGCUCCAACCUUCGUAACCUGUCUUCGUAUUCCAAAUUAAAAGCUAUAUUUCAACCACUAGGUUAAACAUUAGUCCUGUGUUAUGUAGGUGGAAUUUUUUUCCCAACAGCGCGCGCUCUCAUUGGUUACUUUGAGGUCCAUGACAUCUAAAAAUGAAACUGUUUCCCGCCAAAAUCGCUGAGCGGGUAACAGUGCAAAAUUUAUGACGUCAGAGGGUUACAGUGCACUUUUACCCGCGAAUGUUGACCAACGACCGCCUCUCAGCGAGGUUCAAUGAAUUUCCAGCUUCAAAAGUUUCAGCUAUAUAACAAACCACAAUGUUUCGACACAUUGAGAUUCUCGGGAAACAAAGUCAACUGUUUCCCUCGGGACCAGUCAUAGUAUUAAUUAUGUGUCUUACGAUAGUGAUGGCAAUAAAUUUGAUAAGAAUAAUUCCAGGAGCCCAUGACUAGUUCUUAAGACGGAAUCCAUUAGGACAUUGAGUAAUUUCAAUUUUCAGUGGACAAAAACCUUGUACCAGAAUAAUUUAAACAAUAUCGCAUUCCCUUUUUACAUUUUUUAAGAGCUAAAAAAAAUUUUUUCUUGAGAGCCAGAGAAAAUAAAUGUGAAGUCUUACAAAACUACAUAUUACACACGAAAUUUUCAGAAAUUAACUUGUCUUUUCACAAUUCUUGAAUUGAAUUCUUAAAUUAUUCUGGUACAAGGUCUUUGUCCACUGAAAAUAAAAAUUACUCAAUUUCCUGAUGGAUUGCGUCUUAAUAUUUUCAAAGCUUGGCGACUAGAUUAUUGCUUGACGUUUCUGAUAACGGCGGUUAUUUCAUGCUGAAAAAGGUAAUAGUACUGAAGGCGAUGCCGAUAAUGGUGGUGGGAAUGUUGAUGCAGCCGAUGAUGAAAUUGACGAUUUCAUUGAUAAUGCUGUUGCUAUUUUUGUGUUGUUGUUGAUUUCGAGAAUGAAAGUGAUUGGUUAAUUUGGUAUGAUGACGAUAGUGAUGAUGAUGACAUUGUUGUUGUUAUGGUUAUUGAUGAUUGUAGAGUCGUAUCAUGCGUUAUGGCAAUUGACUAUACGCUGCGAAAUAGUAUUUAAGGAGCUGAAGUUGUUGUUAGUUGUGUGCUUAUAACCGGUGUACUGAGUACUGAGGGACUGACGAUGAUGAUGAUGAUGGUGAUGAUGAUGAUGAUAUACGAUGA